AUGAAGCUGCCAUGGUUGCGAAGUGUCUACAAACACUGGGACGAUGCCACAUGGGACCGAUAUAGUUACUUCGAGCUCGCAGUGCUGGUCUCCCUGCCAUGGCUGGUCUGCGUGCUGAUGAGCUUCCUGUUCGCAUCCACCUACCACAGCAUGCCGUUGACAGUGUGGGUGAUCGCACUGACCUUGCUGACUGUGUGCAUUUGGCAUGCGCGGCACGACGCGCAGCACGGGGUGCAGGAGUGGCACACCGUGCUGCCGUUGUCCUGCAUGGCUGGGGUGGUUGUGUCAUCCUGCCUCGGGCUCGUGGCUUACAAAAGUUUCUACUCACAGUACUGGCUCUACCGGUCGAGCCAUUCCUAUGUGAAUGUGCUUCCCUCGGAGCCCGCUGCGGGCUACCUGGAUGCUGGGAAGCUCGUGUUUGCGGAUGAGGCUCGCGUCGAUGCAAAACGAGGCCUUGGUUUCAAGGACAGGUCGGUGUAUUGCGUCGCACCGAUCAUCGACGACUCGAAGCCUGAGAAGAUCCAGUUCUGGGCCGCAGGGCAGGACUGCUGCAGCGCUCGGGGAGAUUUUGAGUGCGACGACGCCUGGGACAGGAAAGCGCACGCCGGCGUCGUCGUGCGCCGGGCAGCACCAGAGUACCUGCAGGCCGUGAAGCAGGCGAAGGCGGUCUACGGCCUCUCCAGUCCGGCAGAGCCCAUCUUCGUGCAGUGGGUGGUGGACCCGGAGAAG
Molecule: messenger RNA, 729 nt
Organism: Symbiodinium necroappetens
Lineage: Eukaryota; Dinophyceae; Suessiales; Symbiodiniaceae
Source: the annotation of a GenBank genome assembly